AUGGUUUUACGAAGUGUUAGAACAGGUGUUCUCAUCUGCCUUAUUUUAGCCCUCUCCGCCAUGCUGAUACUCAUAUCACAUGUGAUCUCGGGAAGGGGAACUUCGCUACCUUGGUUCUACAAAACCUCCCCAGUCUCAGUUAGCAGCCACAGCACCGCAAGACCUGUGGCAAACAAAGAGAUCUUAGGGACAACAAAGCACACCCCAGAUACCUCAAUAAGUGUGUUCGUAAGGAUGUCUGGCAAACGACCAGAUCACAGGCAGCGUUAUUUGUGUAACGUUUUCAGGACUUCCGUUCUCUUCUGGCCUCCUUCCUUUGGAAAUUUAGUCGUAGGACUUGAUGAAGAAUCACACGAGGAUCAUGAAUUUGCCGAAAAAUUAAAAACACUUGCCCAAAAAUACUUUCCUGAUCGUAGACUUGAAUUCUUUUAUGAGGCCCUUCCAAAGGACAAAGGAACUCUGGAGUUUCAAGGCUCGCCUAAGACACCCGGUUAUAACAGACAACUUUGGAGCAGUUUUUUCAUCGACCUACUUUCAAAUGACACCGUCAUUGCUUGGAUGGACAGUGACUCAGCCUUUUUUACCCCAGUAACUAAGUCCACAAUUUUUAAUGGGACAAUGGUACGAGCCUUAGGCUCCGCCUGCACAUUCUACAGGAGCUGGGUAUAUAACUGGGCAGAUACUACUAAACGGGCGCUAGGAUUACCAUUUGUCGCUGAUUUUAUGACGUAUUUUCCGGUAUAUAUGUACCGAGACACGGUCACUCACUGCAGAGAGCAUAUCCUAAAACAUUUAAAUACAAAUAACUUUGAGGAAGCCUUCAGAAAGUUUUACACGACUUUUAUCUCUCCAGUCAGCGUCAUCCUCUCUUAUGCAUGGUACUUUGAGAGAUCGCUAUGA
Molecule: messenger RNA, 900 nt
Organism: Porites lobata
Lineage: Eukaryota; Metazoa; Cnidaria; Anthozoa; Scleractinia; Poritidae
Source: the annotation of a GenBank genome assembly